AUGACCUCUCUCCAUAAAACUGCCCGGACUAUUUCCGUCAUUGCGGGGACGCUGGUCGCCCUGUCAUGCGGAACGAAUUAUGCAUACUCCGCGUGGGCGCCGCAAUUCGCCCAACGGAUGAAGCUCUCAUCGACUGAGAGCAACAUGAUAGGUGUUGCGGGAAACUUGGGCAUGUAUGCCAUGGGAAUCCCCAUGGGACUAUUAACUGAUGCGCGGGGCCCAAGAUUGGUCACGCUAGUCGGUUCGAUCUGCUUGGGUCUGGGAUAUUUCCCGAUAUACUUGGCAUAUGAACAUGGCGAAGGAUCCAUGCCGAUUAUCUUCCUAUGCUUAUUUACUUUCCUGACCGGAACGGGUGGCUGCGCUGCCUUCGGUGGUGCCAUCAAGACAGCGGCAUCCAACUUCCCCGAUCACCGUGGCACAGCUACUGCUUUUCCGCUGGCCGCCUUUGGACUCAGUGCGUUGUUCUGGUCCAACGUAUCCACACUCAUUUUCAAGGACGACACCGGCCGCUUCCUUCUGCUCUUGGCCCUCGGUACCUCGAUCCUGUCAUUUGCAUCAAUUCCAUUGCUUCGAAUCCUCGCCUCCGAGCCCUACUCAGCUGUCCCACACAACGCAACCGAGUCUAGAAGACUGCAUCACCCCACAGAUCUACGAUCUGUACCGGAGGCCGCAGAAGACUCCGGCCUACAUGGCUCAACCGCUUUCGAGCACGGGCAACACCCCGCGCACGCACGAUCUCAAUCAACCGUCUCAAACUCCCACGGUAGACCACUUGCCAACGACGAGACAUCUGUCCUAGUCUCCAAGGACGACCGCCCCCGCCCAUCCUUUGACACCCUAGACGACGACUUCCUAGACGAAGUAGCAGACGAGUCGCACUACCUAGACAUCAGAGGCCUAGCAAUGCUCAAGCGCGUCGAAUUCUGGCAACUCUUCCUAACAAUGGCCCUGCUCUCCGGAAUCGGCCUAAUGACAAUCAACAACAUCGGCAACAGCGUCAAAGCCCUAUGGCUCUACUACGACGACAGCGCCACAGACAGAUUCAUCCAACACCGCCAAGUAAUGCACGUCUCUAUCCUCUCCUUCGGCAACUUCCUCGGCCGUCUCUUCAGCGGUAUCGGCUCAGACCUCCUAGUCAAGAAACUCGGCAUGUCCCGCUUCUGGUGUCUCUUCAUCUCAGCCGUCGUCUUCACCCUGACCCAGCUAGCUGGUACAUCAAUCUCAAACCCGAACAGUCUGGUCGUCGUCUCUGGUAUGACGGGUAUCGCCUACGGCUUCCUCUUCGGCGUCUUCCCUUCCCUCACUGCUCACACGUUCGGUAUCAACGGUCUAUCCCAGAAUUGGGGUGUUAUGACCCUCGCCCCUGUGUUCAGUGGUAACGUCUUUAACAUCCUAUACGGGAGCAUUUACGAUGGCCAUUCCGUGGUCGGGAAGGACGGUGAUCGGGAAUGUCCUGAUGGUCUGGGCUGCUACCGCUCGGCAUAUUUCAUGACUUUCGUCUCGGGUAUCUUCGGUAUCGCCGUUUGUCUCUGGAGUAUCUUCCGUGAGCGGUCGAUUCAUAAUGCCAUGAACAGGAAGGCUGGUCACCGGCUUGCGUGA
Penicillium arizonense is the source of this 1599-nucleotide messenger RNA. RefSeq lists its product as uncharacterized. The transcript is spliced from 5 exons. The record is from RefSeq and is a predicted model, not a curated record. Lineage: Eukaryota; Fungi; Ascomycota; Eurotiomycetes; Eurotiales; Aspergillaceae. Gene Ontology annotation, cellular component: membrane. The coding region runs from base 1 to 1599 and encodes 532 amino acids.